Messenger RNA from Coregonus sp. 'balchen', 19436 nucleotides. The record is from the annotation of a GenBank genome assembly. Lineage: Eukaryota; Metazoa; Chordata; Actinopteri; Salmoniformes; Salmonidae.
CUCAUUGUUCUAUCUACACCACCACAGCACUUUUUUUGUUCAAGUAUAUGUGUCAACUGGCUUAAGCUGUUAUUGUUUUAAAAUAUGGAUAGCUAUCAUUUUUUGUAGUUAUUACCGUUUGGUGUAUUAUUUUUCCUGAAGGUCGCUAGCUGUAGAUAGGGACUCGGCAAAAACGAUAUGCAUAGUUUGAAGUCUUACUCAAAGAAGGGAAAACGAAACUGCCAACUGUGAUUCACAAAUCACGCUCCUCUGCCGGGUAGGUUGAUGACGGGUACCUAUCUAGUCACAUUGCUGGCUAGGUUUAUUUAUUGUGUCAUCUCUUUCUUGCAAUUAGCCAAAAACAUGAAUCAAAACAUUGUAGUGGAUGCUUGACAGACGCCCAAGCCCAUGGACGGUAAUGGUAGCUACAGUUACAAUGGCUAUUCGCAUUAACUAGCUACAGUUUUAUAAGUAGGCUAGCUAAGUCUGUUCCUGUAAUUGACGUUAAGUUAACUACAGUUCCCCCCCCAAAUCCCCCCAAGUCAGAAGUUGUAUAUUUACCUGAGUAACAUGUCACUACUAGGUACACUCCUCUCUGGCUAACCUGGAGUUUGUGAUGACUCCUCAUUCUGUCUAGGUCAGGUGUCUAAAGUCUUCCAGAUAAGAUGGUGAAGAGGAGGCAGAAAGGUCCUAGAGAGGACGAAGUGAUUGACCUGACUGGUAGGGUAUCUCUCUCUCACACACACACACACACACACACACACACACACCAAUACACAAAUACAGGACAGAUACAAUGUAAUUAUUACCUACCAUUAGCUAGUCUAACUGUGUCCCUCUCACUGCAGGUCCAUCGUGCAGCCAUAUCCGUAAAGGUGUAGACCACAGCUUCCUGAAGAAGCCUGGGAUAGACUACACCCGUAACAGCUGCCAAGACUGUAAGGAUGAAGAGCCGGCUGCCGCUGGAGAGGAUCCAUCAGAGGAGAUGAGAGAAACACCGAUGAUAUGGAUGUGCUUAAAAUGCGGACACAGAGUAAGGGUCCAUGGAUACAUUAGAUUGUAGAGAGGCGUGUGCGUGCGCGUGAGAAAUGUACUUGUACUAACAGUCUUUCUGGGUUGCCAGGGAUGUGGGCGUACCUCUGAGGAUCAGCAUGCCAUCAAGCACUAUGAGAAGCCUCGGUCAGACCCUCACUGUCUGGUGCUCAGCCUGGACAACUGGAGCGUCUGGUGAGGGGAUGGAACACUGUGUCUGCGACUCUGCUUCCCAAAUCGGGACCCUAUUCCCAACAUAGUGCACCAUGUAUGGGCUCUGGUCCCAAAAAAAAUAGUGCACUAUGUAGGGAAUAGGGUGUCAUUUGGGACGGGCCCUGUUCCGCUAUCAAAUCAAAUCAAAUGUUAUUUGUCACAUACACGUGUUUAGCAGAUGUCAUAGCGGGUGUAGCGAAAUGCUUGUGCUUCUAGCUCCGACAGUGCAGUAAUAUCUUACAAUUUCAAAUUGAUAUCUAACAAUUUCAAACUGGGUCCAGGAGGUUUUUACUGACCAUGUCCCGCGACCAGAAGAAAAGGGCCCAGAGUUUUUCUUGAGAAGGUUGCGUGGUCAGGGUAAACUCCCGACCCUCUAUCACUCUCACUGAAGACUGCACAUGUAGAAGAAUGACAUAUUGUACACAAGGAUCAGUGUAUGGUAUUGAAUAACAGCUUGGUGACAGGCCCCAUAACUAGGCACAGGAGUUUUACCUGACUACAUGAGCUGACCAGGCAAAACUCUGCGUCAAAGUUUAUAACCAUGAUAAUACAAAAUUACUAUUAUUUAUAAUUUCAUAUUUUAAAGUGCGUUCACCACAUUACGCUACACUGUACGCUAGUUGUUUUGUCAAAUCGUCACAUUAUUUUGCACCUCACCAUUUUGCAUGCCUGACCAUUGUCUUGUGUGGUCUUGGCCUAUAGGUGUUACAUCUGUGACGACGAUGUCCAGUACUCUAAAACAGGCCAUCUGGCUCAGCUGGUGAACAACGUUAAGAAACAGGCCUUGUCUGAGCCCCGGAACCAAAGUCCACAGAGAAGUGAGUCCCAUAUCUAGACUACGUUCCUGUUGGACUUUUAGUGUGCCUUAUCUUUGAUCAUUUUUAAUGUUGUCUCUGUUUGGAGCAGCCUUCUACUUUUGAAUGAAUUCUACCGCAAUACGACUGAGCAACAUGAUUAGAUGAGCAUCGGAUUUGACUAGUAUUGUAUGGUAAAUUCAUUAUUGUAACGAUUAUUACGUUGCGAUUUGACUCCAGAGCAUUCAACAGUGAAGCUGGAAGACAGCCUGAUAGAAGAGCCACAGGAAACCAAGCCAGAAGUAAAAGAAGAGAAGGAGAACGCAGUGACACAACCGAAAGAAAACCAGAAGAAGAACGCCAAGAAAGAGAAAGAGAGCUGCAGUUUGACUAAAGAUCAGAAGGCAGGGGGAGGAGCCAGCAGCGGUGCAGUGUCAGUAAGAGGACUCAGUAACCUUGGAAACACCUGUUUCUUCAACUCUGUUGUUCAGGUAAGGAGCCUUGAAGGGCUGUGUCCGGAAUGGCACACUAUUCCCUACAUAGUGCACUACUUUUGACCAGAGCCCUAUUGGGCCCCAUAUAGUGCACUACUUUUGACCCCUAUUGGUCCUGGUCAAAAAAUAGCACACUAUGUAGGUAUUUGGAAACCCUUUCGUACACAGCCUUGGUCUGAAUGUGACAGUUCAGUUUGUUACUAUUGGUAUUUAUUGGUAGGCUUAUUUCUGAAUGAUAUGUGUAGAGUCAUAUACCAUUGUUCUCCGUGUUUCUAUUGCAGACCCUCUCUCAGACACAGAUGUUGAGAGAGGUCAUCAACAAGGUGACAGCUGAAGAGAAGACCAGUGUCACCAUCACGCCUGGAGUCUCCUCAGACCUGGUAGGUUCCCUUUCUCUCCUGGUAGAUCUCCUCACCUCUCUUCACCUGGAGUCUCCUCAGGCCUGGUAGGUUCCCUUUCUCUCCUGGUAGAUCUCCUCACCUCUCUUCACCUGGAGUCUCCUCAGACCUGGUAGGUUCCCUUUCUCUCCUGGUAGAUCUCCUCACCUCUCUUCACCUGUGAGUCUCCUCAGACCUGGUAGGUUCCCUUUCUCUCCUGGUAGAUCUCCUCACCUCUCUUCACCUGGAGUCUCCUCAGACCUGGUAGGUUCCCUUUCUCUCCUGGUAGAUCUCCUCACCUCUCUUCAUCUGGAGUCUCCUCAGACCUGGUAGGUUCCCUUUCUCUCCUGGUAGAUCUCCUCACCUCUCUUCACCUGGAGUCUCCUCAGACCUGGUAGGUUCCCUUUCUCUCAUGGUAGAUCUCACCUCUCUUCACCUGUGAGUCUCCUCAGACCUGGUAGGUUCCCUUUCUCUCCUGGUAGAUCUCCUCACCUCUCUUCACCUGGAGUCUCCUCAGACCUGGUAGGUUCCCUUUCUCUCCUGGUAGAUCUCUUCACCUGGAGUCUCCUCAGACCUGGUAGGUUCCCUUUCUCUCCUGGUAGAUCUCCUCACCUCUCUUCACCUGGAGUCUCCUCAGACCUGGUAGGUUCCCUUUCUCUCCUGGUAGAUCUCCUCACCUCUCUUCACCUGUGAGUCUCCUCAGACCUGGUAGGUUCCCUUUCUCUCCUGGUAGAUCUCCUCACCAUACUACUCUGUACUUGUUGUGUACGUUUUUAUGUGGAUCCCAGGAAGAGUAGCUGCUGCAUGUGCAGAGGAGGAGAUUCAGUAGAUCACACCGUAGCAAAACGUUUUCUCCUGACUGACCCCCAGCUAGGUCUGUCUUAUACUUCCAACGGAAUACCCUGUUCUGUUGUUGUUGAUGAUGCUGUUUCCUCCAGGAACCCAUUCGGGUGCAGCUAGGUCCUCCGGGGUCUCUGACCAUGGCGAUGUGUCAGACUCUGAACGAAAUCCAGGAGACUAAGAAAGGGGUGGUCACCCCGAGAGAACUCUUCAGUCAGGUCUGCAAAAAGUGAGUAGUGAGAUUUACAUAUUAAUAUCGCUUCAGAUUUCUGCCUUCAAGUUAAAGUUUCUGUUGAAAUCAGCACUCUUACAUCAGAAAGGUUUUCCCUCUCCCUCUUCUCUCCGUCUGAUCUCCAUCUCUCUCCUCUGUCUCCCUCUCCCCCCCCCCUCCCUCCAUUCUUUAUUUCUCUCUCUUCUCUCUCUCUCUCUCUCUCUCUCAUCUCUCUCCUCCUCAUCUCCUCUCUCUCUCUCUCUCCUCUCUCUCUCUCUCUCUCUCUCGCUCUCUCUCUCUCCCCCCCUCCCCCCCCCCUCUCCUCCCCUCCCCUCCCCAGAGCGGUGAGGUUUAAAGGGUUUCAGCAGCAGGAUAGCCAGGAGCUUCUCCGCUACCUGCUGGAUGGGAUGAGAGCUGAAGAGAUGAAAGUAAGACUGUUUACCAGAUCUCACUACUGCUACACUGGUAACCAAUAGGCUACAGACACACAGGAGAUCGAGUGAGGGGGAAAAAAGUAUUUGAUCCCCUACUGAUUUUUGUACAUUUGCCCACUGACAAAGACAUGAUCAGUCUAUAAUUUUAAUGGUAGGUUUAUUUGAACAGUGAGAGUCAGAAUAACAACAAAAGAAUCCAGAAAAACGCAUGUAAAUUUUUUUAUAAAUUGAUUUGCAUUUUAAUGAGGGAAAUAAGUAUUUGACCCCCUCUCAAUCAGAAAGAUGUCUGGCUCCCAGGUGUCUUUUAUACAGGUAACGAGCUGAGAUUAGGAGCACACUCUUAAAGGGAGUGCUCCUAAUCUCAGCUUGUUACCUGUAUAAAAGACACCUGUCCACAGAAGCAAUCAAUCAAUCAGAUUCCAAACUCUCCACCAUGGCCAAGACCAAAGAGCUCUCCAAGGAUGUCAGGGACAAGAUUGUAGACCUACACAAGGCUGGAAUGGGCUAAAAGACCAUUGCCAAGGAGCUUGGUGAGAAGGUGACAACAGUUUGUGCGAUUAUUCGCAAAUGGAAGAAACACAAAUGUACUGUCAAUCUCCCUCGGCCUGGGGCUCCAUGCAAGAUCUCACCUCGUGGAGUUGCAAUGAUCAUGAGAACGGUGAGGAAUCAGCCCAGAACUACACGGGAGGAUCUUGUCAAUGAUCUCAAGGCAGCUGGGACCAUAGUCACCAAGAAAACAAUUGGUAACACACUACGCCGUGAAGGACUGAAAUCCUGCAGCGCCCGCAAGGUCCCCUGCUCAAGAAAGCACAUAUACAUGCCCGUCUGAAGUUUGCCAAUGAACAUCUGAAUGAUUCAGAGAACUGGGUGAAAGUGUUGUGGUCAGAUGAGACCAAAAUCGAGCUCUUUGGCAUCAACUCAACUCGCCGUGUUUGGAGGAGGAGGAAUGCUGCCUAUGACCCCAAGAACACCAUCCUCACCGUCAAACAUGGAGGUGGAAACAUUAUGCUUUGGGGGUGUUUUUCUGCUAAGGGGACAGGACAAGUUCACUGCAUCAAAGGGACGAUGGACGGGGCCAUGUACCGUCAAAUCUUGGGUGAGAACCUCCUUCCCUCAGCCAGGGCAUUGAAAAUGGGUCGUGGAUGGGUAUUCCAGCAUGACAAUGACCCAAAACACAUGGCCAAGGCGACAAAGGAGUGGCUCAAUAAGAAGCACAUUAAGUUCCUGGAGUGGCCUAGCCAGUCUCCAGACCUUAACCCCAUAGAAAAUCUGUGGAGGGAGCUGAAGGUUUGAGUUGCCAAACGUCAACCUCGAAACCUUAAUGACUCGGAGAAGAUCUGCAAAGAGGAGUGGAACAAAAUCCCUCCUGAGAUAUGUGCAAACCUGGUGGCCAACUACAAGAAAUGUCUGACCUCUGUGAUUGCCAACAAGGGUUUUGCCACCAAGUACUAAGUCAUGUUUUGCAGAGGGGUCAAAUACUUAUUUCCCUCAUUAAAAUGCAAAUCAAUUCAUAACAUUUUUGACAUGCGUUUUUCUUGAUUUUAUUGUUGGCAUUCUGUCUCUCACUGUUCAAAUAAACCUACCAUUUAAAAUUAUAGACUGAUCAUGUCUUUGUCAGUGGGCAAACGUACAAAAUCAGCAGGGGAUCAAAUACUUUUUUACCCUCACUGUAACUGUUUUAGUGAUCUUUAAAGAUGUAAUGAUCUGUUUAUAAUUCAACAUAUUUAGUUCGAACAUUGGGAUGUAAAUUUAUUACAGUUAUUUAGCUGAACAGGAUGAAUUUGUACCAAGCCUCACAAAUUAGAUUUCCCUUUCCUCUAAAUGAAAUCCUGUUUUGCUGUAGCAUUAUAUACACGUCUCAUCCUCUUUCUCCAGAGACUGAGCUCUGGAAUAUCGGAAGCACUGAAAAAACACGGAAGAGAUGCUGAACAAUCUAAGACUUUAGUCAAGGGUAAGGCUAGUGGUUCCGCCUCUGCGUUGCUUCCUGUUUGGGUUUUUUAGGCUGGGAAUCUGAAAAGCACUUUGUGAAAACUGCUGAUGUAAAAAGGGCUUAAACCGUGCAAUCGGAAAGUAUUCAGACCCCCCCUUCACUUUUUCAAAAUGUUACAGCCUUAUUCAAAAAUUGAUUACAUCGUUUCUUCCCCCUCAUCAAUCUACACACACUACCCAAUAAUGGCAAAGCAAAAAAAACGGUUUUUAGAGAAAACGGAAAUAUGAUAUUCAGUAUUCAGACCCUUUACUCAGUACUUUGUUGAAGCAUAUUUGGCAGCGAUUACAGCCUCGAGUCAUCUUGGGUAUGACCCUACAAGCUUGGCACACCUGUAUUUGGGGAGUUUCUCCCAUUCUUCUCUGCAGAUCCUCUCAAGCUCUGUCAGGUUGGAUGGGGAGCGUCGCUGCACAGCUAUUUUCAGGUCUCUCCAGAGAUAUUCGAUCGGGUUCAAGUCCGGGCUCUGGCUGGGCCACUCAAGGACAUUGAGACUUUAUCCCAAAGCCCCUCCUGCAUUGUCUUGGCUGUGUGCUUAGAGUCGUUGUCCUUUUGGAAGGUGAACCUUCGCCCCAGUCUGAGGUCCUGAGCGCUCUGGAGCAGGUUUUCAUCAAGGAUCUCUGUACUUGGCGGCAUUCAUCUUUCCCUCGAUCCUGACUAGUUUCCCAGUCCCUGCCGCUGAAAAACAUCCCCACAGCAUGAUGCUGCCACCACCAUGCUUCACCGUAGGGAUGGUAUUGGCCAGGUGAUGAUGAGCGGUGCCUGGUUUUCCUCCAGAUGUGACGCUUGGCAUUCGGGUCAAAGAGUUCAAUCUUGGUUUCAUCAGACCAGAGAAUCUUGUUUCUCAUGGGUCUGAGAGUCCUUUAGGUGCCUUUUGGUAAACUCCAAGCGGGCUGUCAUGUGCCUUUUACUGAGGAGUGGCUUCCGUCUGGCCACUCUACCAUAUAGGCCUGAUUGUUGGAGUGCUGCAGAGUUGGUUGUCCUUCUGGAAGGUUCUCCCAUCUCCACAGAGGAACUCUGGAGCUCUGUCAGAGUGACCAUCAGGUUCUUGGUCACCUCCCUGACCAAGACCCUUGUCCCCUGAUUCCUCAGUUUGGCCGGGCGGCCCGCUCUAGGAAGGGUCUUGGUGGUUCCAAACUUCUUCCAUUUAAGAAUGAUGGAGGCCACUGUGUUCAGGGUGACCUUCAAUGCUGCGGAAAUGUGUCUCAACACAAUCCUGUCUCAGAGCUCUACGGACAAUUCCUUCAGACAGAUAAUUUCUCUUAUAAUUCACUGUAUCACAAUUCCAGUGGGUCAGAAGUUUACAUACACUAAGUUGACUGUGCCUUCAAACAACUUGGAAAAUUCCAGAAAAUGAUGUCAUGGCUUUAGAAGCUUCUGAUAGGCUAAUUGACAUAAUUUGAGUCAAUUGGAGGUGUACCUGUGGAUGUAUUUCAAGGCCUACCUUCAAACGCAGUGCCUCUUUGCUUGGCAUCAUGGGAAAAUCAAAAGAAAUCAGCCAAGACCUCAGAAAAAAAUGUGUAAACCUCCACAAGUCUGGUUCAUCCUUGGGAGCAAUUUCCAAACGCCUGAAGAUACCACGUUCAUCUGUACAAACAAUAGUACGCAAGUAUAAACACCAUGGGACCACGCAGCCGUCAUACUGCUCAGGAAGGAGACGCGUUCUGUCUCCUAGAGAUUAACGUACUUUGAUGCGAAAAGUGCAAAUCAAUCCCAGAACAACAGUGAAGGACCUUGUGAAGAUGCUGGAGGAAACAGGUACAAAAGUAUCUAUAUCCACAGUAAAACGAGUCCUAUAUCGACAUAACCUGAAAGGCCGCUCAGCAAGGAAGAAGCCACUGCUCCAAAACCGCCAUAAAAAAGCCAGACUACGGUUUGCUACUGCACAUGGGGACAAAGAUCAUACUUUUUGGAGAAAUGUUCUCUGGUCUGAUGAAACAAAAAUAGAACUGUUUGGCCAUAAUGACCAUCGUUAUGUUUGGAGGAAAAAGGGGUAGGCUUGCAAGCCGAAGAACACCAUCCCAACCGUGAAGCACGGGGGUGGCAGCAUUAUGCUGUGGGGGUGCUUUGCUGCAGGAGGGACUGGUGCACUUCACAAAAUAGAUGGCAUCAUGAGGACGGAAAAUGAUGUGGAUAUAUUGAAGCAACAUCUCAAGACAUCAGUCAGGAAGUUAAAGCUUGGUCGAAAAUGGGUCUUCCAAAUGGACAAUGAACCCAAACAUACUUCCAAAGUAAGGCUUAAGGACAACAAAGUCAAGGUAUUGGAGUGGCCAUCACAAAGCCCUGACCUCAAUCCUAUAGAAAAUGUGUGGGCAGAACUGAAAAAGUGUGUGCGAGCAAGGAGGCCUACAAACCUGACUCAGUUACACCAGCUCUGUCAGGAGGAAUGGGCCAAAAUUCACCCAACUAAUUGUGGGAAGCUUGUGGAAGGCUACCGAAUCGUUUGACCCAAGUUAAAUAAUUUAAAGGCAAUGCUACCAAAUACUAAUUGAGUGUAUGUAAACUUCUGACCCACUGGGAAUGUGAUGAAAGAAAUAAAAGCUGAAAUAAAUCAUUCUCUCAACUGUUAUUCUGACAUUUCACAUUCUUAAAAUAAAGUGGUGAUCCUAACUGACCUAAGACAGGGAAUUUUUACUAGGAUUAAAUGUCAGGAAUUGUGAAAAACUGAGUUUAAAUGUAUUUGGCAAAGGUAUACGUAAACUUCCGACUUCAACUGUAAAUAAGGUAUUUCAGUUUUUUUAUUUUUAAUAAAUUUGCAAACAUUUUCUAAACCUUUUUUUGCUUUGUCAUUAUGGGGUAUUGUGUGUAGUUUGAGGAUUAUUUUUUUUUAAAAAAAAAUCCAUUAUAGAAUAAGGCUGUAACGUAACAAAAUGUGGAAAAAGUCAAGGGGUCUGAAUACUUUCCGAAUGCACUGUAAAUACAUUUUGAUUGAUUUUAGAUUGAUAUUCCACGAAUUUGGACAACUUGCGAUACUAUAGGAUAUUACAUUCUGUGUCGGUAUCUCUCCCAGGCUUUCCUAGUCCAGUACGUCCCUUGGGUCCAUCCUUCGGUAUCCAUGUUGUGGUUUGUCUGUUUCAGAGUAUGAGAAGAAGGGAGCUCCUAGUAACUUUGUUGACCAGGUGUUUGGUGGGGAGAUGACCAGCACGGUCAUGUGUCAGCAAUGCAAGACGGUACGUACAGAAACCUAAGAGACAGAAAACGGAACAGAUCAAAAUCCACUUAGCUUGAGUUUCUAACCUGUUACACCAACUGUGUCAGAGCAAGAAGCCAAGAGCUGAACGAUACUAAAGGUCAUCCAUCCCCUGUGAACACCUUUUGACCCCUAACAACAACAACAACAACAACAACAACAACAACAACACAUCCAUAUGUUGCAUGUCUGUUGUUUAUUUUGUAGGUGUCUUUGGUCAAGGAGAUGUUUCUGGAUCUGUCUCUUCCUGUCUCAGACCAGGUAAUGAUGAUAGGUUUGUCUUUUUGUACGCGUCUUUUUGUAUGACAUCAUGAAAACAACAUGUGCACUGGCUGUGUAUGACAUCAUCAAAACGAGCACUGGCUGCGUAUGGCAUGAAAACGUGUGCGCUGGCUGUGUAUGACAUCAUGAAAACGUGCACUGGCUGUGUAAAUGGACACAUUAAAAAACUGCACACUGAGCUGUGUCAUACACAUGAAACGUGCGCUGGCUGCAUAUGAAAACAACAUGUACACAAGCUGUGUAUGACAUCAUCAAAACAUGCUGUCAUUCCAUGAUGGAUGAGGACAUUUCCUUGAUGUUUUACCAGCCGUUUAUCUUCUGGGUAUAGCCUAGCUGUUUAUGGUUCAUGUUAUGCCAUGCUAUGCUAUGCUAUGUUAUGCUAUGUUAUGCUAUGUUAUGCUAUGCUAUGUUAUGCCAUGCUAUGCUAUGCUAUGCUAUGUUAUGCUAUGCUUAUGCCAUGCUAUGCUAUGUUAUGCUAUGUUAUGCUAUGCUAUGUUAUGCCAUGCUAUGUUAUGCCAUGCUAUGCUAUGGCAUGUUACCGUUAUGCUAUACUGCUUUAACGUCAUGGUUGCUGCUGUCUCUCAGGCCUACAGGAAGAAGAGUCAGAAGAACGGAACAGGGAACCAGAAGGCUAGCAGUAAGGUGAAAUAUAAUAACGGAGACAGCCCUAGCCCUGUCUCCAUGACCAACGGUGACAGUGAUGACCUUCCUACUGGCGUGGGCAGCAAGUACCAGCAGAAGAAGCAGAAGAAACAGGCCAAGAAACAGGCCAAGGUACAGUUAGGAACAUUCUGGUACCCUGUUCUCAAUAAACUUGUCAUUUUUAUUUUAUGAUAUAGUGCACCACUUUUGAGCAGAGCUCAGUGAAUAGUGCACUAUAAAGUUUAAAGUUUUAUUAGUCGUAUGUACAGGAUACACAUGGUAUACGCUGUCCAACGAAAUGCUUACAGGCAGGUUCCUUCUGGACAACGCAACAACAAUAAGAAAUACUACCAUUAUAAGAAUAGGAACAUAAAGUAAAUUACUCAGUAGAACAGCAUAAACAUUUUAGUAUCGUACAGGAAGGCCCAGUUUAUAGUCCAAUAUUUACACGUGUGUCAGGGAAGGGGGGAUUGAGGGGCAAGUGUUUAAAUAGUUCAGUAUUAGCAAUAAUAAUAACAGUCUGGUAGCAGCAGUUGUGAUGUGUGGGUGUGUAGCAUGUGUGUGUAUGUCUGUGUUGGUGUGUACGUGAGUGUGUAUGUCUGUGUUGGUGUGUGUGUGUGUAUAGGUGUGUGUUGGUGUGAGUGUGUAUGGGUGUGUGUGGUGUGUACGUGUGUGAGUCCAUGUGUGCUAAAGUACAGAGAGAAUGGGCCAUCUGGUCAAACGUAGUGCACUAUAUAGGGAAUAGGGUGCCAUUUGUGUAGCAUACAUUGUCAAUGCAGUAUUAAAGUAGAAGCAAUAGAAGUAUUAAAGCAGCAGUAGUAGUAUUAAAGCAGAAAUAUUGUAGCAGUGUGGAAGCAGUAGAAAUAUGAAAGCAGUUGCAGUAUCAAAGCAUUAGCUGUAUUAAAGCAAUAGAAGUGUGGAAGCUGUAUUAAAGCAGUAGCUGUAUUAAAGCAAUAGAAGUGUGGAAGCUGUAUUAAAGCAGUAGCUGUAUUAAAGCAGUAGCAGUGUGGUAGCAGUAUUAAAGCAGUAUAUGUAUUAAAGCAGUAGCAGUGUGGUAGCUGUAUUAAAGCAGUAGCAGUGUGGUAGCUGUAUUAAAGCAGUAGCUGUAUUAAAGCAGUAGCAGCGUGGUAGCUGUAUUAAAGCAGUAGCUGUAUUAAAGCAGUAGCAGCGUGGUAGCUGUAUUAAAGCAGUAGAUGUAUUAAAGCAGUAGAAGUAUGGUAGCUGUAUUAACGCAGUAGCUGUAUUAAAGCAGUAGCUGUAUUAAAGCAGUAGAAGUAUGGUAGCUGUAUUAAAGCAGUAGAUGUAUUAAAGCAGUAGCAGUAUUAAAGCAGUAGAAGUAUGGUAGCUGUAUUAAAGCAGUAGAUGUAUUAAAGCAGUAGAAGUAUGGUAGCUGUAUUAAAGCAGUAGCUGUAUUAAAUCAGUAGCUGUAUUAAAGUAGUAGAAGUGUGGUAGCAGUAUUCAAUCAGUAGCUGUAUUAAAGCAGUAGCAGUGUGGUAGCUGUAUUAAAGCAGUAGCUGUAUUAAAGCAGUAGCAGCGUGGUAGCAGUAUUAAAGCAGUAGCUGUAUUAAAGCAGUAGCAGUGUGGUAGCAGUAUUAAAGCAGUAGCUGUAUUAAAGCAGUAGCUGUAUUAAAGCAGUAGCAGUGUGGUAGCUGUAUUAAAGCAGUAGCUGUAUUAAAGCAGUAGCAGUGUGGUAGCAGUAUUAAAGCAGUAGCUGUAUUAAAGCAGUAGCUGUAUUAAAGCAGUAGCAAGUGUGGUAGCUGUAUUAAAGGCAGUAGCUGAAUUAAAGCAGUAGGCAGUUGUGGUAGUCCUGUAUUAAAGCAGUAGUAGAUGUAUUUAAAGCAUUAGGAAGUAUGAUGGUAGCUGUAUUAAAGCAGUAGAUAGCGGUAUUUAAAGCAAGUAGCAGGUGGUAGCAGUAUUAAAAAGCAGGACUAGUAUUAAAGCAGUAGGCAUGUAGCUGUAUUACCAUCACGCCCAUUAAAGGUAGCAGUGUGGUAAGCUGUAUUAAGCAGUAGCCUGUAUUAAAGCAAGUAGCAGUGUAUUAAGCCGUAGCAGUAUUAAGCAGUACUGUAUUUAAAGCAGUAGAUGUAUAAAAGCAGUAGCGGUGUGGUAGCUGUAUUUAAAGCAGUAGCUGUCUUUAAAGCAAGUAGCAGUGUGGUAGCUGUAUUAAAGCAUAGUAGCUGUAUUAAAGUCAGUUAGCUUGUAUAAAGCAGUAGCAGUGUGGGUAGCAGUAUUAAAGCAGUAGCUUGUAGUUAAAGGCAGUAAGCUUGUAUUAACGCAGUAGCCUGUGGUAUCAGUAUUAGCAGUAGUUAAGAGUUAGCUGUAUUAAAGCAGUAGCUGUAUUAAAGCAGUAGCAGUGUGGUAGCAGUAUUAAAGCAGUUAGCUGUAUUAAAGCAGUUUAGCUGUAUUAAAGCAGUAGCAGGUGGUAGCGUAUUAAGCAGUAGUGUAUAAGCAGUAAGUGGUAGCUGUAUUGAAAGCAGUAGCUGUAUUAAAGCAGUAGCGCAGGUGGUAGCAGUAUUAAAGCAUAGCAGUAGCUGGGUAUGUAUUAAGCAGUAGCUGUAUUAAAGCAGUAGAAGUGUGGUUAGCUGUAUUAAGCAGAGCAUGUAUUACAGGUAGCUUAUUAAAGCAGUAGCAGUGGUAGCUGUAUUGAAGCAGUAGCUGUAUAAAGCAGUAGCAGUGAGUGGUAGCAGUAUUAAAGCAGUAGCGUAGUAACGCAGGUAGCUGAUUGAAGCAGGUAUUAAAGCAGUAAUGUAUUAAAGCAGUAGACAGUGUGGUAGCUGUAAGACUGUAUGGAAGCAGUAGCGUAUGUACAGCGGUAGCUGUAUUAAAGCAGUAGCAGUGGGUGGUAGCGUUAUGAAGCAGUAGCUGUAUUAAAAGCAGUAGCAGGAGGUAGCAGUAUUAAAGCAGUAGCUGUGUAUUAAAGCAGUAGAGUGUGGUAGCGUAUUAAGCAGUUAGCUGUAUUAAAGCAGUAGCAUGUAUUAAGCAGUAGCAGUGUCGUAGCUGUAUUAAAGCAGUAGCAUGUAUUUAAGAGUAGCUGUAUUAAAGCAGUAGAGUGUGGUAGCUAGUAUUAAGCAGUAGCUGUAUUAAAGCAGUAGAAGUGAGGUAGCAGUAUUAAAGCAGUAGCUGUAUUAAAGCAGUAGCAGUGUGGUAGCUGUAUUAAAGCAGUAGCAGUAGUAGGUAGUGUAUUAAAGCAAGCAGUAAAAGCAGUGAGAGUGUGGCAGUGUUAAAGCAGUAGCUGUAUUAAAGCAGAGAGUGAGUAGCUGUAUUAAAGCAGUAGCAUGUAUUAAGCAGUAGUAGUGUGGUAGCUGUAUUAAAGCAGUAGCUGUAUUAAAGCAGUAGAAGUGUGGUAGCUGUAUUAAAGCAGUAGCAGUAUUAAAGCAGUAGCAGUGUGGUAGCUGUAUUAAAGCAGUAGCAGUAUUAAAGCAAGUGAGUAUGGUAGCUGUAUUAAAGCAGUAGCUGUAUUAAAGCAGUAGCAGUGAGGUAGCAGUGUUAAAGCAGUAGCUGUAUUAAAGCAGUAGAAGUGAUGGUAGCUUAUUAAAGCAGUAGCUGUAUUAAAGCAGUAGAAGUUGAGGUAUGAGCUGUAUUAAAGCAGUAGCUGUAUUAAAGCAGUAGCAGUAGAUGGGUAGCUGUAUUAAAGCAGUAGCUGUAUUAAAGCAGUAGAAGUGAUGGUAGCAUGUAUUAAAGCAGUAGCUGUAUUAAAGCAGUAAGCAGUGAGGUAGCAGUGUUUAAAGGCAGUAGUGUAUUAAAGCAGUAGCGUAUUGAAGGUAGCUGUAUUAAAGCAGUAGCUGUAUUAAGCAGUAGAAGUGAGGUAGCUAGUUUAAAGCAGUAGCUGUAUUAAAGCAGUAGCAGUGAGGUAGCUGUAUAAAGCAGUAGCUGUAUUAAGCAGUAGCUAGUUGAGGGUGAGCAGUGUUAAAGCAGUGAUGUAUUAAAGCAGUAGUAAGCAGUGAAGGUAGCAGUGUUAUACAGCAGGUGAGUAUUAAAGCUAGUUAGCUGUAUUAAGCAGUAGCUGUAUUAAAGCAGUAGCAGUGAUGGUAGCGUUGAAGCAGUAACGUAUUAAAGCAGUGACUAGUAUUAAAGCAGUAGCAGUGAGGUAGCAGUGUUGAGCAGUAGCUGUAUUGAAAGCAAGUAGCAUGAGGUGCAGGUAUUAAAGCAGUAGCUGUAUUAAAGCAGUAGAUGAGUAUGAUAAGCAGUAGCUGUAUUUAAAGCAGUAGUAGUGUGGUAGCUGUAUAAGCAGUAGAUGUAUUAAAGCAGUAGAGUGAGGUAGCAGUAUAAAGCAGUAGAGUAUUAAAGCAGUAGCGUUAAGUUAGCUUUUGUAGCAUUGUUUAACCACACUCUAAUGUCUGUGUCCUGUCUGUGUCCACAGAACCAGAGACGUCAGCAGACGCUAGUCACCCUGGACAGCCUCACACCUUCGGAGAACACCGCGGAGAGCCCAUCCCCAGCAGAGGAAGGGGAGGAAGGGAAGGAUGCAGAGGGAGUGGAGGAGGAGUCUCUGGGUGAGAACCAAUCAUCAGAGGCCGAGAGGUCCGAGGCUGCUCCCUCAGAGCAGGACCAAGAGAAACCUCAGGGGGCUGGGCACAGAGAGAAAGAGGAGGAGGAGGAUUGUGAACCAGUGGCUAUAUGGUCUGUGUCCAACAACCACUCCACUGUGAUGUCAGAAGAGCAGAGUCCCCAGUCCACUGAGGGGGUCGUAAAAGGAGACGGACACGAGGCUGAACAGAGAGGAGAGGAGGAGGAGGAGGAUGAUGCAGCCAAACCGUCUGGAGAUGAAGAGGAGGAAGAGACCAAAGUGACAGACAAGCUGGGUGAACUAUCUCUGAACGAAGCUUUCCUAGCCUCUGAGGACACAGACCUGGAGCUGGGGAGUAGAGACGGAGACACGUCUGCUGAGACAGGUAAUGCUGCGUUUUGACCAGGGCUCUUCUUCUGACCCCUAAGUUUUAUUUUUCACCUUUUUGCUUUAUUGCAGAGCGAAAGACGUUUAGGGACCGGGAAGAAAAUGCAAUAACAUAAAAAACAUUCCCGAAUGACAUCAGUUUGACCGGUUGUAAGGAAAUAGAAAGCUGUGGUAAACGACCCAACGUGUUUCUAAUAAGAUUUCAGUUUGGCUUGGAUGCAUAUUUUAUGUGGUUGAAAUACUAUCAGCUUUUUUUUUUUUUACUGCAAGAAAUGCUUCAUUCUGCAGGAGGUAAUAUUAAGGCUAUGUGAGAGAUUAUAGACCUACAGUCAGUGUCCAGAUUUCAUUUUCCAUUCAACCCAUCUGAACGGUAGGCUACAGUUCCCUUGACCUGCCAUAGGCCUAUUUGAAGUCCCCGUCUUGUGACUGUCGAAUUUGUAUAGAGUCUCUCACAAUCAUCACACGUAACACAGCAGACACUGCUACCAUCCUCUUUUACCACUUCACCUAAUCUUUCCCAAACAUGACUUUAAUGACCCUCCCUUCUAUUUAUCUUCAACUCUCCAUUUCACAGCUUUUCUCUUAUUGAAUUAAAGUCCCACAUUGUCCUUUUUGCCUCCGUGGAUGAACUUGAACUUUUUCUGCCCGUUCCCAAAAGCAUUUGAUGAUUGGUGUGUAGGGUAUUUGGAGCACGGACAGUCAGGUACCAGAGUUGCCUAUACAGUGGCAUUAGGAAAGUAUUCAGACCCCACAGGCUUUUUCCACAUUUUGUUACGUUACAACCUUGUUCUAAAAUGGAUUAGAACUGAAAUGUUUUUUUCACACAAUACCCCAUAAUGACGAAGCAAAAACAGGUUUUUAGAAAUGUUUGCAAUUUUUUAUUUUAUUUUUUAUUUUACUGAAAUAUCACAUUUACUUAAGUAUUCAGACCCUUUACUCAGUACUUUGUUGAAGCACCUUUGGCAACCUUGAGUCUUCUUGGGUAUGACGCUACAAGCUUGGCACACCUGUAUUUGGAGAGUUUCUCCCAUUCUUCUUUGGAGAUCCUCUCAAGCUCUGUCAGGUUGGAUGGGGAGUGUUACUGCACAGCUAUUUUCAGGUCUCUCCAGAGAUGUUUGAUCGGGUUCAAGUCUGAGCUCUGGCUGGGCCACUCAAGGACAUUCAGAGACUUUUCCCGAAGCCACUCCUGUGUUGUCUUGGCUGUGUGCUUAGGAUCGUUGUCCUGUUGGAAGGUGAUCCUUGGCCCCCAGUCUGAGGUCCUGAGCGCUCUGGAGCAGGUUUUCAUCAAGGAUCUCUCUGUACUUUGCUCCAUUAAUCUUUCCCUCGAUCCUGACUAGUCUCCCAGUCCCUGCCACUGAAAAACAUCCCCACAGCAUGAUGCUGCCACCACCAUGCUUCACCUUAGGGAUGGGGCCAGGUUUCCUCCAGAUGUAACGCUUGGCAUUCAGGCCAAAGAGUUCAAUCUUGGUUUCAUCAGACCAGAGAAUCUUGUUUCUCAUAGUCUGAGAGUCCUUUAGGUGCCUUUUGGCAAACUCCAAGCGGGCUGUCGUGCCUUUUACUGAGGAGUGGCUUCCGUCUGGCCACUCUACCAUAAAGGCCUGAUUGGUGGAGUGCUGCAGAGAUGGUUGUCCUUCUGGAAGGUUCUCCCAUCUCCACAGAGAAACUGUGGAGCUCUGUCAGAGUGACCAUUGGAUUCUUGGUCACCUCCCUGACCAAGGCCCUUGUCCCCCGAUUCCUCAGUUUGGCUGGGCGGCCAGCUCUAGGAAGAGUCUUGGUGGUUCCAAACUUCUUCCAUUUAAGAAUGAUGGAGGCCACUGUGUUCUUGGGGGACCUUCAAUGCUGCAGAAAUGUUUUGGUACCCUUCCCCAGAUGUGUGCCUCGACACAAUCCUGUCUCGGAGCUCUACGGACAAUUCCUUCGACCUCAUGGCUUGGUUUUUGCGCUGACAUGCACUGUCAACUGUGGAACCUUAUAUAGACAGGUGUGUGCCUUUCCAAAUCAUGUCCAAUCAAUUGAAUUUACCACAGAUGGACUUCAAUCAAGUUGUAGAAACAUCUCAAGGAUGAUCAAUGGAAACAGGAUGCACCUGAGCUCAAUUUCGAGUCUCAUAGCAAAGGGUCUGAAUACUUAUGUACAUAAAGUCCAUUUUGCCACCAUGCUUUUUAUUUGUAAUACAUUUGCACACAAAAAAAAACUGUUUUUCACUUCAUCAUUAUGGGGUAUAGUGUGUUGAUUGAUGUGGAUUUUUAUUUAUUUAAUCCAUUUUAUAAUAAGACUGCAACAUAACGAAAUGUGGAAAAGGGAAGGAGUCUGAAUACUUUCCAAAUGCACUGUAGAUAUAAAUGGCAAAAAAAUGAUACAUUUAUGGAUUUUUUAAGGUAUCGUUUUCUCUCUAUUCAUUCUGCCAGCAACCCGCCCUUCAGCCACGCUAUUUAAUUACCCUUAACCAACCCGCCCUUCAGCCACGCUAUUUAAUUACCCUUAACCAACCCGCCCCGCGGAUAGAACCACUAGUAUGAAUGUCAAUUUCAUAUAGUCCUGUUUGUAUCGUGUUGUUUAAAGUUACUAAACAUUUAUAUUUUGUUAAUGUUUAUUUAAAAAUGUAAUUCCUAAAAAUAGAAAUGGAGACUGAGCUGGAGGGGAAGGAGUACACAGUCUCUCACCUGGACCCUGAGCUGGCCUUUCACACGCUGGCCACCAGGGCGGCGCCAGAGAAACAGGAGUGCUCUGUGGAGUCCUGUCUGUACCAGUUCACAGAGGUAGAGAACCUCACUCAGAAUAACUCUCUUCUCUGUGUCACCUGCACCAAGAGACAGACCAAAAACAAGGCUGCAGAAGGUACGUUUUAGAAAUAUUCUGUCCCAUGUUUUUCAACAUAUGUUUUUUUUUCUCUCAUUGAAUUGAUCUUUUAAACUAAUGAAUAUGAAUGGUCGUUCUGUUUGGUCCUGCUCCAGACAUGAUGUGUGUGUGUAUACACAGGGGGCAGGACAGUGUUGGGUUGGUACCAACAGUAGGUCUUGGAUGCCACUUUGUGUUUUUGUUGGGUAGGCCAUUUUUACGAAGCAACAAACUAGCGAGGUGACACAUUGUGUGUGACAGACGUGGUUUUGCCAUUUGAAUUUGACUGGCACCCCAACGAAAAGAAUGGAGUCCUCGCGGGCUACCCCAGGACAGUAUGAGCAGGACGGUACCACAGGACAGAGCAAGGACUUUAGCAGCAGGACUGGUAACACACAGGACAGGUACGCAGCAGGCAACACAGCAGACGAAACCGCAGGCAGUGACAGGGGACAGUAGGACAGUACGCAGCGGCAGUACACAGGACAGUAGGACAGUAGGACAGACAGCACAGGCAGCACACAGCAGGACAGUAGACAGCAGGACAGUACGCAGCAUGGACAGUAGGACAGCAACGUAGGACAGUACGCAGCGGGGACAAACGACUAGGCAGUAGGACACACGCAAGCAGGACAGUACGCAGCAGGACAGUAGGACAGCAGGACAGUACGCAGCAGGACAGCAGGACAGUAGGCAGUACCGCGGACAGUAGGACGAGCAGGCAGGCACCCAGCAGGACAGUAGGACAGCAGGACAGUACGCAGCAGGACAGUAGGACAGCAGGACAGUAGGACAGUACGCAGCAGGGCAGCACACAGCAGGACAGUAGGACAGUAGGACAGUAGGACAGCACGCAGCAGGACAGUACGCAGCAGGACAGUAGGACAGCAGGACAGUACGCAGCAGACAGAAACAGGGACAGUAGGACAGUAACGCAGCAGGCCCAUAGGACAGUAGGACAGCACGCAGAUAGACAGUACGCAGCAGGACAGUAGGACAGCAGGACAUACGCAGCAGACAGUAGGACAAGGACAACGCCUGGACGAAACAGCAGGCAGCAGGGCGACCACAUGACAGUAGGACAGCAGGACAGUAGAGCAGGACUGGGAAGCAGGACAGUACAGCAGGACAGAGACAAGUAGGACAGCCAGGACAGUAGGACGAGACACAUAGGACAAGCAGCAGCAGGGAGCACCAGCGGGACGUGGGGACAGAGGACAUACGCAGAGGAA